Molecule: messenger RNA, 243 nt
Organism: Cercopithifilaria johnstoni
Lineage: Eukaryota; Metazoa; Nematoda; Chromadorea; Rhabditida; Onchocercidae
Source: the annotation of a GenBank genome assembly
AUGGAUUUUAAAGCUAUCAUAACGCGCAACACACGCGGUACGCAAAGCUUGCGCCCAAUCAAUCUGGUAGAUACAUGCGACGCGGUUACUGCUUUGUUCAAUACUUUGGCAACAACGAUGGCCUACGGUUACAUGAAAUUGCUAUUUUAUGGUCAUGAUGUACUACUACUGCUGAUUUGUGAGUUGCGUGAUCGUGAUUGGCAGAAUGAGGAAGAACUCCGCCUUGUUUAUUUGCAAGAGUAA